CACACACUGUCAUCAUCCUCCUUUGUGUUUGCGAAUCAUGCAGGCUGUGGUAACUGUCACAGAAUGAGGACUGCAUCUGCUGUGCUGUAUUACAGGUAAAUUAAAGAUAAUCAAUUGCAAAUGAGACACACUGCCAAGGAAAGAGAGUGAGAGAGAAGAGAAAACAAAAGACAAGAAGACAGCUAAUCCAUGGUGUGGCCAAAUUGUAGGACUGAGAAAAGAAUACUUGAUUGAUUACAAGGCUUUACUUCUUCCUUGCUGUACUGUAAGAAUUUGAAAGUGUGCAGAACAGGAAGGGAUUACCACUGCUUUGCAAUAUGGAAGGAUAAUAUGCUCCCGUCCUUGGGGAAUAUUCCUGGCUUUAGAAAAGCGUGAAAUCUGGAUCCAGGCAGGGGAAUCAUGAAGGGAGAAAGGAGCCCUUCUUAUUCUGGAUUAACGUUCAUCCUCUUACUGCUGAUAGAGUGCAUAGAGGCCAAGAAACAUUGCUGGUACUUUGAGAGCGGUUAUCCAACUUAUUUCAUAUGCCACUCUUAUGAAGACUGUUGUGGAACGAGAUGCUGUGUACGAGCCCUUUCAAUUCAGAGACUCUGGUACUUCUGGUUCCUUUUAAUGGUAGGCUUGUUAUUUUGUUGCGGUACUGGCUUUUUCAUCCGAAGGCGGAUGUAUCCUCCACCAUUAUCUGAGGAACCUGCUUUUGUUACUUUUACCAGGCAACCUGCCAGCACUACAGGAGGAACACAACAGAGUGGACCACAGUAUUACACGGAUCCUGGGGGCCCCGCAGUGACACCUGUUGCUCCAGCUUUCCAAGUGCAGCCUAAUUCUCCCCACAUGCAUAUGGUAUACCCACCACCACCUUCCUACUGUAAUCUGCCCCCUCCUCCUUACGAACAAGUUGUGAAAUCCUCAGAAAAAUAGGUUCGGCAAAAAACUGUUCUAAUCCUACAAGUUAAUGUUCUGUUUACUGAAGCUACAAAGAAGGGGUCCCUCCAGCCUCUUAGUGUAUAUUUGUUAGAUACAAAAAUAUUGACAAAUAACUGUACCAAGGAGAUAAUCUUGCAAAGAUGACAGGUGCAUUAUAUUCACCUCUUCUUCAAUGGGAUCUUUUUCUUCUGCUUCUGUUUUUAUUUAUGACAAAUGUAGGAACAUUUAUGAACUGGGCAUUUCACAAUUGUAUUCGAUUCCAGAGAACCACAUCAAGUAAACUGACUGUUUGUGACAUAAGGCCGAGAGACUGAAACUGGAAUUCAUUAUAAAUAUCCUGCUGAAACCAGAAGCAACUUUGUAUUAUAUCAGAUUUUAAACAAACACAUAUGAAAAGUUAAUGUUAUAUUGUUCAGUUGCAAAAUGUAUUGUCAUCUGUAAAGAUUUAGGAUGAAAAUGAUGGAUUGUUAUGCAAUAUUGACAAGGUAAGUCAUAGAAAAACAGAAGCAUAAACACAUAAUGAGACAACAAAAAUAUUAUGAUAUACAACACGUCAUGCUGAGCACUAUUAUCCAUUUGAGAACUAAACAGUGAUGCUAAACAGAAAUAUAUAUAAAUAAAAUAAUAUUUUUUUCUUUUGAAUAGUUAGCAAUGUGUAAUAAAAAGAGUUUAAUUUAAUAGCAAUAAAUGUGAUAAAAUGUUCCAAAAUGGCAAUUACUUCAGUAAACUGGCAUACUGAAGAUGAACAGGAUUUAUUUCUUGUUCUUGUAAAAUACUUGAUGUGUUUAGUUUUAUUUUAAUCAUGUGCUAGCAGUAAAGUUUCAUUCUUUAGAAGAACGCAUUCACUUUAUUUGAAAUGAUAUUAGCUUCUUAUUUCAGUUACAAAUUCUAAAUCCCAUGUAAAGUUAAACUAGAAAAAUAGUAUAAAAAUAAAAUAAAAAUUAUACUGAGCGAUAUUCUGAAGUAAUAAAUGGCCAUGCUACCAAAAGAUAGUAAACAAAUGCACACUGCUAAAAUUGUGAAAUCCUGCACUCCCCAAACCUGAAGUAGUAUAUAAACCUAUCAUAAGCCCAGUUUGCAGCUAUACAACAUUUGUGAGACAACAGCUUUUGUAAAAAAGAGGUAAAGCAUUCAUUUUAACAGUUAGUGACUUAUCUAUCUCUAAGAAGGAGCUUUUUAAUUUUAUCUUUGCUUUUAUGUAUUACUAAUUUAACAUAAUCUGUGAACAGGCACUAUAAAAGAAUUUGAGUUGAGUUGAGCUGUUUGGAAGAAGAGCUCAGUAUUUCAGGUUUCAUAAGAUUAUGGAAGACUGAUUUAUCUGAAGUCUUUCACUUGUGCAUUAACUGCUUCCUUGAUUAAACAAAGUUUCCCACAAUAUUUACUGCAACAUGCAGUGAUUUUGAAAGAAUUUUAGAGCUGUUUUUUAAUAUAAUAUGUAGUUUAUUUCUAGAUGUGGCAGGAUAUUUUCUGGCAUGUAGGUAUAUUGCUAGUAAUCUCAAAACAUGGGAUCUGGGGAAUCAGUAUGCAGUGGAGUUUAAACUUGUUCGACAUGUUAUGUUGAGCUGCAAGCUUUUUUGUCCUCUUGACAGCCAGUUACUAGAUGAGCACAUCUGGUACUGGACAUGAGCUUUCUUCUACUAUUUUUUUAAUGGCAGCUGGUGAGAGAAGAGAAGGCAUUAAAUAUCAUGCAGUGACCAGGACAUUUCUGCAUUAGUUACUGUUUGCCUUACAAGGAGGUCAUAUUUAGUGAGGGUUUUGGAUGUGUGUGACAGGAUAGACCAGUCAUGAAAUGGGGGGUAUAAUUCCCUAUGUCAAUCUGUAUUAUAUAUAUAUAUAUAUAUAUAUAUAUAUAUAUAUAAAAUCAUUCUGUUGUCAAGAGUCAUGUGUGUAGUCAUUUUUAUAAUGCCAGUAAUAUGCUUGCUGCACAAGCAUGCAUGCAGAGGCAAAGUUUAUAGAGUAACAAGAACAAUAAUAUACUGAACUCUUCACCAUGUUACGUCAACUGCUGCAUCAGCUACUUAAUGUGGCAGGAAGUCAGGAAGUGCAGCACUGCAGUGUGGAGAUCAGAUGCAGGUUAUAUUUGCUUUGGUGAUGCCACAUACAAACCAAUCUUCUCUUACAGAAAAAAUGCCCGCCUAUUUUUAUUAUGAUGUAUGUCCUCCUAUAUCCCCUUGGUCUUAUAUUCUGCUCUUUGAUGCCACACUACACAUCCAGCAAAGGGGCACUUGGGAGAGAACUGCCCAUGCCAGUUAGUACAAUAAUUUUCUCUCCACUCCACGUCUAGUUGUCAGUACAGCACUGUGUGCACAUAGCCUUCCCCAAGGCUACCCCCCUACUAUCAACUGACACAUAAAUCGAAUGAAGACAUAUGAGCUCUCUAAUAUGUCAGAGCUCACCCUUAUGAUCUUGGCAGCAGGUCAUGAAUGUGAGGGCAGGGUGUGGCAAACUGCUGACUUACACCCUAAAAUUCCAUCUCACACAAAACCACUUGUGCGCACACACACACACACACACACACACACACACACACACACACACACACACACACACACAUCACUGUCAUUUUGAAAAGAUGAAUUAAUUUGUUGUCAGCCAUACAAAUACUAAAUUAUUUCUUGUAGCUGAAAUAAAAAUAUACCCAGAUAUGUGUGUGGUAAGGAAGUCUCAUGUUAAUACAUGGCCAGAUACACUUGGUACAAUCUCUAGCUAGCUGCUUAUUAUUGAUGUAACCCUGAAUUAUGAAUUACCUCUGAAUAUGUAAUUUUAUUAUGCUUGUCAUACCUAACACUUAGCUUCCAUCUCAGAGCAGUACUGCGCUUCCUUUGUCUUUUGUUUUUGAGAAUGUAACUUACCAUUUUAGGCAUGUAGUUAUCCUAGAAGAAUUUACAAUCUGAGAACUUCAAUGAUCACUGUGUAUCUGCUUUAGUGGGUUAAUGUUUCAAUGUGUUAUCUAUAAACUACACAUCAAGCAGGCAGUGCUUCUUUUAGAUUGUAACUCUACUCAUGGGAGGUAUUAAUAUCUGACCAGACUGUGAAAUAAAUCAUUGACCAAAUCUAAAUUUACUGGAAAUGAAAAUAACACUGAACAUUUUCUCUACUGAAUGUCCUUACUCAUUCUGUCAUGAAAUAAAACAGCAAAGGAAUGGCAGUCAACAAAGUCAGUACCAGCAAGUGACUGUGUUAACACAGAUAUAAUUAUUAUUAACAGGAAGGAAAACCACCAGGCUUACCCCAAAAACCCACUAAAAAACUGAGCUUUGUUCCGAAAUAAGGACAAAUAACCCAAAGCUCUAGUCAUCAAAACAAAUCAAUUUUUUGAUUAAAGCUACAGUUGAAAUGAUGAAAGAAGAAACUGAAAAUUAUUUUGUCCAUAAACUAUUGAAGACUCUGGGUUAAGAAAAAUGGACAUGCAUCCAAUUACAGCUACUUUUGUUUCCUUUUGUUGGAAAAUCAGAUAAAGGAUGAAGCUUUUUUUUCCCAGAAAUUCAUUUUCAUAUAUGGAUAAAACUAUGUCAUUACCCACGAAUGCACAGAAAAUGUCUGCCUGAAAAAAAAAUGCUUUCAAUAUUGUAUAAUAAAUUUUCUUUAGGUGGAUUUAUUCUAUAAUUUUGUUAUGUUCUGGAACAAUUAGUAAACAAUCUUAAAAUUUAAAAGACUGGAUAAGUGCAUAGUACCUAGGGUAAGAUAUCAAAUGUCUUACCCACUGGGAAAAAUGCAGUCUAACACUUCAGUUUUUCAUCUGGUGACUUAUUGUUUUUCCAAGAAAUUGAUAAUUUACUGAGUAAUAUUUGGACAUGUGUGCUGUUGGCAUAAAUGGAAAUUAUAAUAUAUCUAAUUUAACUUAUUUUAAGUCAAAAUGUGGUGUUAAAGACAGUGCUUUAAUGCAAAAGAAGUUCAAAUAAUAAUAAACUUGAUCUUCCUGAAUUUUAUCUCUAGA
Molecule: messenger RNA, 4861 nt
Organism: Protopterus annectens (West African lungfish)
Lineage: Eukaryota; Metazoa; Chordata; Ceratodontiformes; Protopteridae
Gene: VOPP1
Product: VOPP1 WW domain binding protein
Exons: 5
Coding region: 400-918 (172 amino acids)
Cellular component (GO): cytoplasmic vesicle membrane
Source: RefSeq, a predicted model, not a curated record